Molecule: messenger RNA, 2949 nt
Organism: Coffea eugenioides
Lineage: Eukaryota; Viridiplantae; Streptophyta; Magnoliopsida; Gentianales; Rubiaceae
Product: probable disease resistance protein At4g27220
Exons: 1
Coding region: 34-2949 (971 amino acids)
Molecular function (GO): protein binding; ATP hydrolysis activity; ADP binding
Source: RefSeq, a predicted model, not a curated record
UUCGCAUUAGAAAAUUGCACGGGAAGGAGUCACAUGGACAACGUGCAAUCGGUAAAAAGGAAUUGGCAAGAAUUGAGUUGCAAAGCAUUUGACGUAGAACAAGAAGUCAAUGGGGAAGAAAUGUCAGGUAAAAAGAAAAGGAAAAGUGAAGUUGACAAUUGGUUGAAGGACGUUAAAAAGUCAAGUCCUGAAAUUGAUGCAUUGGAAACAAGAGGAUCAUCUUGGAGGCUUCCACUAAAGGAGGAUCCUGUUGGAAAGCUGCAAUUUCAGGUGAAAGACCUUGUUGAUCAGAGCCGUCAUUUCGAUGGGCUUGUGCUCGAUAAUUAUGACAACAUCGGGGAGCCAUGCCUGCCAACCAAAUUGUUUGGAGUAAAGUUCGAUGAAGCUUUGAAGAGAAUUUGGCCAUGCUUGGUGACCGAUGAUAUAUCAAGCAUUGGGAUUUAUGGUAUGGGUGGAGUUGGUAAGACCACACUGGCGAGGCACAUUGAGUACCAUCUUUUAAAAAAGAACAAUUAUCGGGUGCUUUGGGUUACUGUAUCUCAAGACUUCAGUGUCACCAGCUUGCAGGAUAAGAUUGCCAAUGUCUUGGACAUUAAUCUAUCCAGUAGGGACGAGGAAGACGCCAGGGCAAGAAUAUUGCGUGACGCAUUCAGGAAAAUGCUGAAAUUAAUAGUACUCAUAUUGGAUGAUGUUUGGGAAGAAUUUUGUUUAGACAGGGUAGGGAUUCCUCUUCAUCCAAACAAGUGCAGAUUGAUUUUGACUACACGGUCACUGGAAGUGUGCAACAGGAUACAAUGUCAAAGAAAGUUUGAUUUGCAAACUCUAGACACAGGCGAAGCUUGGGAUUUGUUCAAGUAUAAACUUGGCAGAGAGCCCUUGCUUCAAGGAGAUUUGGAAAGUAUUGCCAAGUCCAUUGUGGAAGAGUGUGAUGGUUUGCCUCUUGGCAUUAUCACAGUGGCUGGAAGCAUGAGAGGUGUGAGAGACAUUUGUGAGUGGAGAAAUGCACUGGAACAAUUGAAAACAUGUUCAAUAGGGUAUCAUGAGAUGGAACGAGAUGUGUUUCGCAUCCUGGAAUGGAGUUUCAAUCGCCUGGAGAAAUAUGGAAGGCAUUGCUUCUUGUAUUGCUGUCUUUAUCCGGAAGAUUGGAAAAUAAUAAUAAAGGGACUAAUAGACCGAUUUAUUUGGGCAGAGCUGAUGUCAAAACGGGACUCAAGACCAAAAGCAUUUGAUCAAGGGCAAACGAUACUAAACAAACUGAUAAAAGUUUGCUUGCUGGAAGAAACAAAAGAUAUCAUGGGGUAUGACUGUGUGAAGAUGCAUGAUUUGGUCAGGGACAUGGCAUUAAGGAUCACACAUGGAAACUCCAAAUCAAAGAGGAGACAUGCACCACGAUUCUUGGUGAAAAGCAUAGGAAAGGGAAAUUCUAAAGUAACACUGGAACCAAAAAAAUGGACAAAAGAUCUCCAUGCCGUCUCCAUUCAUUCAGUUUCAUAUGACAGUGCAGAAAUAGAUGUUCCACCAGCCUGGUCACCAAAUUGUCCUAAGCUCUCAACCUUGCUUCUUUCUCGGGUUUCCAUAAAAGAAAUCCCAGAUUCAUUCUUUCGGCACAUGUGUGGACUUAAAGUUUUGAAGCUAUCUGAGUGCCAAGGUAUAACAGAGCUGCCUAAUUCUGUUUCAGACUUGGUGAAUCUCACUGCUUUGAUUUUGAAGGAUUGUAGAUGCCUCCGAUCUGUGCCACCACUGGGAAAGCUCAAACAAUUGAGGCAUUUGGACCUAUCCUUGACUCAUAUUCAGGAUUUACCUCAAGGUUGGGAGUCACUGGUCAACCUCGAAAGGCUUAACUUGAACGAGUGUCGGAAUUUAAGUUUAAAGAUAAUACCAAAAGGGACAUUUUCCCAAUUUCACCGUCUUCAACUGCUAUUAUUGCCAUGCAGUGGUAGGGUACAAGUUAAUGAUUCGGAAGUGCUGAACCAAUUAGAAAGUUUUAAAGGAUGUUUGUCUUUUACGGACUUCUAUAAAAUUAUUCGGUGGCCAAAAUAUUAUAAUAUUUAUAUCAAUGACAUCUUAACCGAGAAUCCGUUUCCUGAACUUGAUGAGGACCGGCAACAUUUGUAUUUCCAUCGGUGUAAGCUUGGCAGAGGAUUGAACUAUCUGCCAGAUGAUAUGAAACGUCUGAUAAUCCUGGAUUGUGAGGGCAUGGGCAUUAGGCGCUUGUCAGAUGUUUUUAAGAAUUUUAUAAAUUUAAGCCACUUAUCUGAAUUGGUUAUUGUGGAUUCGGUUGGAAUAGAGUUCCUCUGGCAACUGUCCUCUGCUUCUCCAUGUGAUCAGUUGGAAGUCUCAUCUUUUAGCCCGCUUUGUCAUCUCGAAUUGCUACGCCUCUCCAUGUUGCCAAAUCUGGUUGGUCUUUUUUAUGGAGAAUCAGAACCAUAUUUGCUUCCAACUGGCACCUUUUCUUCCCUCAAAGAAUUGGAGAUCAUUAUAUGUCACAACAUGAAGCAGCUAUUCACAGUGCAGUUGCUGCAGAACCUUCAAAAUCUUGAAACAUUAACAGUUAAAGAUAGUGAAGGACUGGAGGAGAUAGCAGCAGAUGGCAAUCGAGUAGGACAAGGAGGAGGAGAAGGCAUCCAAUUGAAUUCAAGUGGAGCCACAGCCAAUGUCAUCAUCCUUCGGAAAUUACGGAGGUUGACUUUGAAUAGGCUGCCGCAACUGAAGAACAUUUGCAAGGCAGCCAUGAUCUGUGAUUCAAUUGAGGAGAUUACAAUAUUUAAUUGUCCAAACCUAAAGAGGCUGUCUUUGUUUCUUCCUACCAUCAACGGACAACCAUCUCUUCCUAGCACUCUUCGUAAAAUCAGGGGAUAUAGAGCAUGGUGGGAAUCGUUAGAGUGGGACAAUCCUUGUGCCAAAAAAGCCCUCGGCCCAAUUUUUACCACACAGUGGUGGGAUAAGUGA